AUGCUGGUAUCGUCAGGACAACUGUUGGCAGCUGUAGGAAGAGAUGCUAACAAUCAGUUCUAUCCGGUUGCUUGGGCAGUUGUGCAAACAGAGAACUAUGAUGCUUGGUUGUGGUUCAUUAAGAAGCUGAAAGUUGAUUUGAAGCUUGAAGAUGGUGAUGGAUUUACCCUUAUCUCUGAUAGACAAAAGGGAUUGCUCAAUGUUGUUGAUCAAGAGCUACCAAAGGUGGAACACCGGAUGUGUGCACGCCAUAUCUAUGGUAACCUUAGAAGAGUUUAUCCAGGUAAAGAUUUGCCAAAGAAGUUGUAUUGGGCAGUUGCGAAGAGUUUUAAUGCAUCAGAGUAUAACAAAGCCAUUGACGAAUUGAAGAAGUUUGAUGAAGGAGUGUAUGAGGCUGUCAUGCAAAGGAAUCCGCGAAACUGUAGUCGUGCCUUCUUUGGCUGCAAAUCCAGUUGUGAAGAUGUUUCUAAUAACUUUUCUGAGUCUUACAACAAUGCUAUCAACAAAGCACGGGAAAUGCCAUUAGUGGAGAUGUUGGAGACAAUAAGAAGACAAACUAUGAUGCGUAUAGAUGUGAGGCUUAAAAAAGCAAUGAAACGUCAAGGGAAAUACACUCUCAAGGUCGCCAACACCAUCAAAGAGGAAGAGCUUUUACGAAAGUAUUGUCAGGUAAUUCCUUGUGGAAAUGGGCAGUAUGAGGUUCUCGAAAACAAACAUGGAUUCAAGGUUGAUAUGAAUGCAAAGACAUGUGCAUGUCGAAGAUGGAGUAUGACAGGGAUCCCUUGCCGCCAUGUUUUAAGAGUCAUACUGACCAAGAAGCACAAUCCUGAAGAUUAUGUUAACUGUGAUUGGUACUUGGCAUCAACAAAUGUCAAGAUUUACUCUAAGUCAAUCUCAGCAGUUAAUGGCAUUGGUUUUUGGAUAAGAUCUCAGGAGCCUAGGAUUCAACCACCACCACGAGAAGUUACAAAAGUACCGUCGGUCAUAAUACUAGAAGUUGUCCGGCUCUGGGAGUUGUUGGUAGAAGGUGGAAGAAGAAGAAAACUGGUGAAGAACCAAGCCAAGGACAAAGCCAAGAACCAAGCCAAGGACAAAGCCAAGAACCAAGCCAAAGACAAAGCCAAGGACUUAGUCAAGCACCAACCCAAGGACCAAGCCAUGGAAUGGAAUGAAUGA
Molecule: messenger RNA, 1176 nt
Organism: Camelina sativa (false flax)
Lineage: Eukaryota; Viridiplantae; Streptophyta; Magnoliopsida; Brassicales; Brassicaceae
Source: RefSeq, a predicted model, not a curated record